GUUGCACUAGAGGAGAUAAAAUAUGCUACACGCUGUUUAUAUAGGACAGCUUCCAAUUCCAGGCUGUCUCAUUACACCCACUCCUCCGGCAGCCAAUCCCGCAGCUCUCAAUUCCUUGUUCUGUAAGCAACUGCUGGCUGCGUGAGAACAAUAACGAGGAAAUCACUCACCUCUGACAGUCUCAGUCUGGGAAAGGCACUAUUGCAUACUAACCAGGAGUCCUAGGAAGAGAAAAGCAGGACAAUGAGGGAUGCUUAUGAUGUGAUUGUCAUUGGUGGAGGCAUUUCAGGGCUUUCUGCUGCUAAACUGCUCAAAGAGUCAGGAGUUAACGUGGUGGUGUUGGAAGCUCAGAACAGAGUUGGUGGACGAACACACACUAUACGAAACAAGGAAGUUCAAUAUGUGGAUGUCGGAGGUGCAUAUGUGGGACCAACUCAGAAUCGGUUAUUACGAAUGGCUAAAGAAUUGGGUGUGCAGACUUAUAAGGUGUAUUUAAAUGGCCAUCUUAUCCAGCGUUCAAAGGGUAAAUCAUACAGAUUUCAAGGAGCAUUCCCACCUGCAUAUAACCCAUUGGUCUACUUGGAUUAUAACAAUUUCAUGAGAACCAUGGAUCAGUGGGGGACUCAGAUUCCAGCUGAUUCUCCAUGGAAAGCACCACAUGCCAAGGAAUGGGAUAACAUGUCAAUGAGAGAAUUUAUAGAAAAAGUGUGCUGGACAAGUGCAGCCAGAAGGUUUGCAGAGCUCUUUGUGAAUUUGGUUGUGACAGCUGAGACUCAGCAAGUUUCUACACUUUGGUUUCUAUGGUAUGUGAAGAUCUGUGGUGGAACAACAAGGAUUUUCUCAACAGAAAAUGGCGGGCAGGAGAGAAAGUUUGUUGGAGGCUCUGGACAGAUAAGCGAGAGGAUAAUGGAUCGCCUUCAGGAUCGAGUGAAGCUGGAGAGACCAGUGAUUAGACUUGAUCAGUCUGGAGAAAAUGUCAUCGUGGAAACCUUAAACCAUGAAAUAUAUCAGAGUAAAUUUGUCAUUAGCGCUAUACCACCAGUGUUGAGUACAAAGAUCCAUUUCACUCCAGAGCUGCCACCAGUCAGAAACCAGUUAAUACAUCGUCUUCCAAUGGGAUCCGUUAUCAAAUGUAUGGUUUAUUAUAAGGAAGCCUUCUGGAGGAAAAUGGGGUUCUCUGGAUGUAUAUUGAUUGAAGAAGAAGAAACACCGAUUGGAUUCACCUUGGAUGACACUAAACCUGACGGUUCUGCACCAGCCAUCAUAGGAUUCAUCCUCUCCAGAAAAGCAUCUCUGCUGGCAAAUCUGAGCAAGGAAGAGAGGUAAUGCAUUUAUUCUGAAU
Messenger RNA from Nanorana parkeri, 1342 nucleotides. Its product is annotated as amine oxidase [flavin-containing] A-like. The transcript has 10 exons. Lineage: Eukaryota; Metazoa; Chordata; Amphibia; Anura; Dicroglossidae. Gene Ontology annotation, molecular function: oxidoreductase activity. The coding region runs from base 244 to 1326 and encodes 360 amino acids. The record is from RefSeq and is a predicted model, not a curated record.